Molecule: messenger RNA, 854 nt
Organism: Punica granatum (pomegranate)
Lineage: Eukaryota; Viridiplantae; Streptophyta; Magnoliopsida; Myrtales; Lythraceae
Source: RefSeq, a predicted model, not a curated record
UUGCAUUAAACCGGCCGGUUAUUCUUCUUCUCCUUCUUUCUUGUUUGUUGGCGAUGGGCAAUUGCAUUCUUCUGUAAGCCCUAAUCACAGUUCACAGUUGUUUGAUUAGAAAAGGUUGUUGCUCGAUAGCUUGACAGAGUUCGAUUACUGCACGGAGAAAGAACGAGAGAGAUGGGAGGGCAGGAUGAUGUGAAGCAGCUUGAAGAAUGCUCCGUCGCCAACGCAUUGGGCACUUGGGUGUUCUCAAUUGCAGGGGCCCUCCUGGCGAUUCCAGUGGGGAUAAAGCGGAAGUCGCUUGGACCUCUUGUUUUCUUUGGGACAACAGGCACGAUGCUUGACAUUAUCAUGGGAAUCAAUGCCUGCGAGAGGGAGCACGCUGAGCGCCAAAUGAGACUCCUAGAAGAGCAGAACUCAGCUGCCAGUGCUUCUCUUUCAGGGACUGUGGUCGACUCUUGAUGUCUAUCCCUAAGAGUUUACAGCUUCUUCCUUAAUAAUCUUCUCUGGAAUGGUUCUUUUACCCCCUUUUUCCCUGGCAAGUCUGAAGAUUGGAAUUUCAUUCCAUCAUUACCUAAAAGAGUUCUUUUGUUGACAAAUUGCUCGUCGAGUGAGCGAAAGAGGUAAAAUUCCGAUCGGUUUUCUCAGAAUGGAACUCCGUUUCAUGGAAUAUGGGUGGACAAAAGAUUGCACCAAGGAGUAUCUGAUGAACUUCUAGUAGUGUUGUUAUUCGAAUUGGGCUAUUUCGAAUCCAGAGGAGUUCUCCAAUUUGUAAACAACUAUACGGAAGCAUUAUGUACAAUUAGGACAAUAAUGUAGUGUUUGGUUUACAAUAAUGUAGAAUCACAAUUCUAAUUUAA